GUUCGUGCGUUCGCGGUUCCGUUUUGUUGCUGGUAUUGUUUAUUUUCGUUUGAUUUUUCGCCUAUCGCCCGCGUUGGUUCGAUUGUUUGUGAUAAGCGCCCGCCACCGCGUGCCAGUUGUUUUGGUUUAUGGUUUGUCAACAGGCCAUAGCCGUGAGGCGGAAAGGGUGACCGAAAUCGAUUCGGGUGUCCGAGCUCCGUCUGUCUGUUGCGUUGACAUUAUUUCGCGACGCACUCGGCGCGGCGGCGGUCCCAGUGGAAUCACUAAUGAGCGGGUCAACAAGUAAUAGGUUCUUCGCAAACGGCCAUUAUUAGGAGGCGGGGGGUGGCGCAAAAUACGGGGAGAUUGAACCGUGCCUUAAUGUUGACCCAAGGUUGACAUAAUAUUUUGCUGUAAGUGCCAAGUUUUUGAAUAUAAUCGAAGGAGCGAUCACGAGUGAGAACGAAACGAAACCGUAUGUUUGUGCGGCUGUGUGUGUGUGGCAUUAAAAGGAGCUUCCAGCACAGCGCCGGAGUUUGUUCGGGGUCAACGAGGUGGGCCAAAGGGAAAGCAACAGCGCCACGGAGACGUAACGGCAGCAGCAGCAGCAGCGGCAGCGGCAACGGCCUAUAUUGUGCCCAGUGUGCGAUACGCGAGACCCCGAGAUGGUGCUCUGAGAAACGGAACAGAUGAAAGCAUUCAGCGUCAGUGCGAGAACGAUUUAAACGUGAUAAAACGACGAUAAACGACACACACUCGGCACCAUCAUGUUCAAGUUGCUGGGGGGCCUGAAGCAGUACUUCAAGUGGCAGGACAUCCAGACGGACAACAUCGUGUUCCGGUUGCACAACACGUUCACCACGGCCCUGCUGCUCGCGUGCAGUCUUAUGAUCACGGCCACCCAGUAUGUGGGCAAUCCGAUCAGCUGCAUCGUCGGCGGCGUGCCGUCCCAUGUCGUCAACACGUUCUGCUGGAUCUCCAGCACGUUCACGAUGCCGGAUGCGUUCCGGCGGCAGGUCGGGCGGGAAGUGGCCCAUCCCGGUAUAGCGAACGACUUUGACGAUGAGGAUGCGAAAAAAUAUUACACCUACUACCAAUGGGUGUGCUUUGUGCUGUUCUUCCAAGCAAUUGCGUGCUACACGCCGAAGUUCAUCUGGGACGCCGUCGAGGGUGGACUGAUGCGCAUGAUCGUGAUGGGGCUGAACAUUGGCGCGUGCAAGGAGCAGGAAAAGUGUGCCAAAAAGCAGGUCCUGCUCGACUAUCUGCUCGGCCACCUGAAGCACCACAAGAUCUACGUCGUACGGUACUGGGUCUGCGAGGCGCUGUGCUUCAUCAACAUCGUCGUCCAGCUGUGGCUAAUGAAUCAGUUCUUCAACGGAGAGUUCCUUUCGUACGGCUGGGAUGUGCUCCAGUACUCGGACCAACCGCAGGAGCAAAGGGCCGACCCGAUGGUGUACGUGUUUCCGCGCGUCACAAAGUGUAACUUCUACAAGUACGGCCCGACCGGAUCGAUCCAGAAACACGACGCCAUGUGCAUACUGCCGCUGAAUAUCGUCAACGAGAAAACGUACAUUUUCAUCUGGUUUUGGUACAUCAUACUGGCCACUCUUCUCGCGGGACUCAUUAUCUACAGGGCGAUCAUCAUUUUCGUGCCCUCGGUGAGGGCCCGGUUACUGAACGCCCGGAACCGGAUGGUGCCGCGCGAUGUUGCGAAAACAAUCUCGGACAACAUGGACCUCGGCGACUGGUGGAUCGUGUACAUGCUGGCCACCAAUCUCGAUCCGCUCAUCUACAGAGACAUUGUCACGGAACUGUCCAAACGGAUAAAGCUAAAUGAGCCGAGCGAAAGUGAGGAGAAGCGCAUGCACUGAACGCUCUGGAAGCACCCCACGUGAACGUGGCCACUAAUAUGCUGCCGCACACACACAAACACACACACACGGAGCGGAAUCGACAAUUGGGCGAAAAACAGGUUUCCCUGCGUGGCACGAAACAAACGCAUUCCUAUGGGGCAGAGGUCGUUUAAAAUUGGAUCCGGACAUUCCGAUGUAGUGUUUCGCGCAAAAGUCGAAUCGCUACUGCUACUGUUGUUUCUGAUAACUUUUAUUUUAUACCUUCAUAUUUAUACUCGAUUUAACGGCGACUAAAUUGUAAGGAACGACUUUUCAUCGCCCAUGGCAAAGCUAUAAGGGAGACAAUAUCGUGUAUUAGAACGACGCCACCCAACCGC
Messenger RNA from Anopheles cruzii, 2209 nucleotides. It is a transcript of the gene ogre, whose product is annotated as innexin inx1. The transcript has 4 exons. Bases 747 to 1850 code for a protein of 367 amino acids. Gene Ontology annotation, molecular function: gap junction channel activity. Gene Ontology annotation, cellular component: gap junction; plasma membrane. The record is from RefSeq and is a predicted model, not a curated record. Lineage: Eukaryota; Metazoa; Arthropoda; Insecta; Diptera; Culicidae.